Molecule: messenger RNA, 859 nt
Organism: Pseudomyrmex gracilis
Lineage: Eukaryota; Metazoa; Arthropoda; Insecta; Hymenoptera; Formicidae
Exons: 2
Coding region: 1-669 (222 amino acids)
Source: RefSeq, a predicted model, not a curated record
AUGUUCCCGCAAAGAUUCGGUCUCAUCUCGAUUAUACUCGUUGUCGUUACUGUCGUGCCGAAAAGGACGAUGUCCAGACCGACGGUACCGACGUGGCACCUGCCGUGCGGUAGAAACAUCGUCACGGAGACGAUCUCGUCCGACGAGAACGACCUCAGGGGCGGUCUGGACAACGUAAUGCUGCAGCAUCAGCUGACGCUGAACGAUUACCUGAAGCAGGACUACGAGUACUUCUACGAGAAAGUGAGGAUUAGCGUUCGCGACCACCAGUACAUACCCACCUGGGUGCCCGGCAAGAAGGACGUGAAUCUCGUGAAGAGACUUGCCAACGCCGAUUCGCAAACGAUUGUUAAUCACUUGCCAAAAUUGCACAUGGACCUUCAGAAGUUCGCCGUGGCGUUCGAGGAAUUGAUCGAGGACGAGAUCAACUCUCAGCUACAGAAAGCUCUCAGAGAGACGCAAUCGCAGUUGAUGAUGAUGCUGUGCGAGGUCGAGAGCAACAUCAUGACCUUCCCGACUCUGCAAGUUCCAACUCGCGUGGAAAGAAGUAUCAUGAACAGCAUCGAACGCGACCCGGUCGACGAAACGAGGCGACUCAUCAGAGAUUGGGGCAUACUUCUCAAAUACCGUGACUAUUUGCACGCUUGGAGACAUGUGUUCAACUAUUAAGGACAAAGGGAUAUUAGACUAUUGUCAGGUGAUCAUCGAUCAUCAGACGUGAGACACGUAUGUGAAAGAUGGCGAGCAUAGUGCAUUUGCAACUGACGUAAAUUGAUAUUUAACACCUGCUGAACAUCUCUAAGCCGUAAAAAGCGCGUCACUAUCCGCAAAGCGGGUACUGCAAAGUCAUUGACGAUCA